Capsicum annuum is the source of this 691-nucleotide messenger RNA. Its product is annotated as non-specific lipid-transfer protein 1. The record is from RefSeq and is a predicted model, not a curated record. Gene Ontology annotation, biological process: lipid transport. Gene Ontology annotation, cellular component: membrane. NCBI's taxonomy places the organism in Eukaryota, Viridiplantae, Streptophyta, Magnoliopsida, Solanales, Solanaceae. The transcript has a single exon. Bases 134 to 487 code for a protein of 117 amino acids. Gene Ontology annotation, molecular function: lipid binding.
CCGAUCAAUCUUUACACCUAUAUAUAAUCGCUGUCACCUUUCAGCAAGACUACCAAAGAGUUUCACUAAAUUCCUUGUAAAACUCAAUUUUAUUCACUCAUUUUUGUGGUUGUUCAUUCCCAAUCAGGCAGGCAUGGCUAUCUCGAGAAAGCUUGUUCUGCUCCUAAUUUACAUAGUAAUUGCGGCGCCACCUCGCGCUGAUGCGGCAAUCACAUGUAGCACGGUACUCAACGGUCUAAUCCCGUGCCUCAGCUUCGUAGUCAACGGUGGCAAGGUGCCACCGACUUGCUGUAGAGGGAUCAAGUCCCUCUACGGUAUCGCCAAGACCACGGUGGACCGCAAGGGCGUUUGCUCGUGCUUGAAAAUUGCUGCCUCAAGUGUUAGUGGUAUCAACUUUAAGAACGCUGCUGCCCUCCCUGGCAAAUGUGGGGUGAAAAAUAUUCCCUUCAAGAUUAGUCCUAAAGCUGAUUGCUCAAAGGUGAGAUGAAGGACGUUCAAUCCAUACGGUAUUGCAUGAGAAUAAAAGUUAUGUUGUCUCUAAUCAUAAUUUAGACAUAUAUCUAAGUACUAAUAUAUAUGUUUUUGUGAUUGUCUUUAAUUUGGUACAUAAUAAUUGUACUGUGGCACGGAUACUGUCCUUGUGCAUCUGAUUUCAUACUGUUACAUCAAUAUAUGAUCAACAUCAAUCACU